This is a messenger RNA of Ailuropoda melanoleuca (giant panda), 4102 nucleotides long. RefSeq names its product 3'-phosphoadenosine 5'-phosphosulfate synthase 2 (gene PAPSS2). The record is from RefSeq and is a predicted model, not a curated record. NCBI's taxonomy places the organism in Eukaryota, Metazoa, Chordata, Mammalia, Carnivora, Ursidae. Gene Ontology annotation, biological process: sulfate assimilation; 3'-phosphoadenosine 5'-phosphosulfate biosynthetic process. The transcript is spliced from 12 exons. Bases 476 to 2413 code for a protein of 645 amino acids. Gene Ontology annotation, molecular function: ATP binding; sulfate adenylyltransferase (ATP) activity; adenylylsulfate kinase activity.
CGCCGAGGUUGCCAGCGAAGGCGAGCGGGCCGUCGGUGCCCAAGGAGGACCCUGCCCAUGGGCAGGUCCCGGAGGCCGGAAUCCUUCCUGGAAGAGGCGCGGGGUGGGGCGGGAGGCGGGGGCGCGCUGGCCGUGGCCGGGCGCGGGCAGGGGAGGGCGAACUCGACCCCGGCCUGGCGCGGGCGCGGCCGCUUGGGCGAGGAGGGGGCCGGGCCGAGACCCGCCCAGGCGGCGGCCGGGUCCCCUGGGCUGGGCGCUGCUGGCGGAGCCGACGGGGCGGAGAGGAGCGCGGCGGGGGGAGGAGUGGGAGGAGGGGGCCGGUCAAGGGAAGUGCGACGUGUCUGCGGGAGCCUUUUUAUACCUCCUUCCCAGGAGCCGGGCCCCAGCAGCCGCCGCCGCGCUCCGAGAGUCCCCGCACCUCCGCUCCCGGGAGUCGAGCGCCGAGUGUCCGCCGCGCAGCGUCCAGUCCGCCAGCAUGUCGGGGAUCAAGAAGCAGAAGACGGUAGGCUGCGGGCCGCCUGCUCCCACCCCGCCGCCGCUCCCGGGAGCGGGCGAGCCGCCGGGCGCGGAGGCUGCGGCGCCGGGAGGAGGAGAGAGCCAGCAGAAGUCCACCAAUGUCGUCUAUCAGGCCCACCACGUGAGCAGGAACAAGCGAGGGCAGGUGGUUGGGACGAGGGGUGGAUUCCGAGGAUGUACGGUGUGGCUGACAGGUCUAUCCGGUGCUGGAAAAACCACCAUCAGUUUUGCUCUGGAAGAGUACCUGGUCUCUCACGCCAUUCCGUGCUACUCCCUGGAUGGGGACAAUGUGCGUCACGGCCUUAACAAAAACCUUGGGUUCUCCCCCGGGGACAGAGAAGAAAAUAUCCGCCGGAUUGCCGAGGUGGCCAAGCUGUUCGCUGAUGCCGGGCUGGUCUGCAUCACCAGCUUCAUUUCUCCUUUCGCGAAGGAUCGUGAGAAUGCCCGCAAAAUCCACGACUCGGCAGGACUGCCGUUCUUUGAAAUAUUUGUAGAUGCACCUCUGAACAUCUGUGAGAGCAGAGACGUGAAAGGCCUCUACAAACGUGCCCGCGCCGGGGAGAUCAAGGGGUUCACGGGUAUUGACUCUGAUUAUGAGAAACCUGAAACCCCCGAGCGUGUGCUGAAAACCAACUUGUCCUCAGUGAGUGACUGUGUCCAGCAGGUGGUGGAGCUCCUGCAAGAGCAGAACAUUGUACCCCACACUAUCAUGAAAGGCAUCCAUGAACUCUUCGUGCCAGAAAACAAACUUGACCAGGUCCGGGCUGAGGCCGAAGCUCUCCCUUCGUUAGAAAUUACCAAGCUGGAUCUUCAGUGGGUCCAAGUUUUGAGCGAAGGCUGGGCCACUCCCCUCAAAGGUUUCAUGCGAGAGAAGGAAUACUUGCAGGCCAUCCACUUUGACACCCUGCUGGACGACGGAGUGAUUAACAUGAGCAUCCCCAUCGUGCUGCCCAUCUCUGCGGACGAGAAGACACGGCUGGAGGGGUGCAGCGAGUUUGUCCUGACGCACAGCGGGCAGACAGUGGCUAUCUUGCAAGACCCUGAAUUCUACGAACACAGAAAGGAGGAGCGUUGUUCCCGUGUGUGGGGGACAAUGUGUGUGAAACACCCCCAUAUCAAAAUGGUGCUGGAAAGUGGGGAUUGGCUGGUUGGUGGAGACCUGCAGGUGCUGGAGAGAAUAAGGUGGAACGAUGGGCUGGACCAGUACCGCCUGACGCCUCUGGAGCUCAAACAGAAAUGUAAAGAAAUGAACGCCGAUGCGGUGUUCGCGUUCCAGCUCCGCAAUCCCGUCCACAAUGGCCACGCCCUGCUGAUGCAGGACACCCGCCGCAGGCUGCUAGAGCGGGGCUACAAGCACCCCGUGCUCCUGCUGCACCCUCUGGGGGGCUGGACCAAGGAUGACGACGUGCCCCUGGAGUGGCGGAUGAAGCAGCACGCGGCGGUGCUGGAGGAAGGCGUCCUGGACCCCAAGUCGACCAUCGUUGCCAUCUUCCCGUCCCCGAUGUUGUAUGCCGGCCCCACAGAGGUCCAGUGGCACUGUAGGUCCCGGAUGAUUGCAGGGGUCAAUUUCUACAUCGUGGGCCGGGACCCCGCAGGAAUGCCCCACCCCGAGUCCAAGAAAGACCUGUAUGAACCCACUCACGGAGGCAAGGUCUUGAGCAUGGCCCCUGGCCUGACCUCGGUGGAAAUCAUUCCAUUCCGCGUGGCUGCCUACAACAAAGCCAAAAAAGCCAUGGACUUCUAUGACCCAGCAAGGCACAACGAGUUUGACUUCAUCUCUGGGACGCGGAUGAGGAAGCUGGCCCGGGAAGGAGAGAAUCCCCCCGAUGGCUUCAUGGCGCCAAAAGCAUGGAAGGUCCUGACAGAUUAUUACCGGUCCCUGGAGAAGAACAACUAAGUGCCCUCUGGCUCCAGAGUUUCUUCUGGAACUGCUCUUGGAUUCUCUUUUCUAUUUUUGUGAUUAGAUGCUUUGUACACAACUGCUUCUCAGUGGCUGAUUCUCAUGUUUUGUAAUGAGGUAAAAAUUGUCUAUAAUUUAAAGUCAACUUCAAUAAUAUAUAAAAGAAAGUCCGAGUGAAGUCCGCCUCUUAGCAGGUGCAAGCAAUACUGUUAUCAUUUCAGAAUGAAAUUACUUGUAUUUUCUCCUGCAUCUGAUUAGGUAGGUCCCAGGUUUCUGAAGCUUUGACCGUGUGUCUAGUUUACUUGCCAAAAAGUAAAGUGUGUUUUCCAGCUUAAGUCUUGCCAACCCGCACUUGCCCAGUGUAGGAACACGAACCAGAUGGGUGGCCUCUUCUGUACAACUGUUUAAAACAAAAAUCCUCACCCCUAAAGAGGUAUGGCUCACAUGAAGAUUCUCGCUAUUUCGCCUCCUGUCUCCUGCCCCGUCUCCUAAGGGGCUCAAGCAUGGCCUGCCUGGAGACACCAGCCGUGUGAACCUGUGACUUGCACCUCGGAUCUAUGCAACCUAGUUCUGCCGAGAAAGUUAUGUUGUCUAAGAAAGAAGGGAAGUCUUACCGCCCUUCUGUGAAUAGAACUCCAAUUAAACGGUGAUUUUCAGUUAGAUAGCAUUGGGCACUUUGAGGAAAAGAUUUGGACCCAAGGCUCAGACGAUCUGGCAUUGUUGUGGGAAGUUAAUUUUUCUCCACUUUGCUGUGGUCACUGUGUCCUGGGAGAGGCCACACUGAUAGACUGCAGCUUCGGCCCAAACCAGUCCAGACCAUCAGACCAGCGGACUGCUGGAAUGGGAAAAGACCCUAGACACCCUUCUGUCUCGCAGGGGUCCCCACCAGACAAUGCCUAGCGUGUGCUUUGGGGGUGGCUGAGCAGGUCACACUCACUCACUGUUGGCAUCAUUAGAAAGUACUGGUAGCACCCCACGGGCUUGUCGCCGCUGGACCCCCAUCUGGGGCUCUGUCUGCACUGUACGACACAGGCGCUGCCUCUGGCCCCCUCAGUUGCUCAGCAGAGCUGCUUGCACGGAAGGCACUUACAAAGCAGCCUUCUUGGAUGCCAGAAGGUCCAGAGUUUUCUAAAUCCAGCUGAUCUUAGUGCAGCUGGAAAAAAUACUUUUCCAAAGACUCGUGCUGUGCCGAGACAUCUAACCCCUGAUGGUUUUGCUUCUUGGGAGGUGAUCUUUGUGCUUGAUGCAUAAUCCUUGUUGCUAAAAGUAGAUGAAGAACCCGUACCUCCUGUUGCUAGGUCUCUCUGGAAGAGACUUAAACUGGAAAGAGAAAACUGUGAUUUUUUCAUAUUCUCAGAAACUUUUUUUUUUUUAAAAGAAAAUGCUAAUCUUAGCUACUGAAAGUUCUUUUGAGAAUAAAUUACCCACAGUGGACACAGCAAAGCCUAACAGCCUUGACUAGUAUAGUGUCUGUGUUGAUUUAAUCGGAGGUACUCAGUACUGCCUUUUUCAAGAACAGCAUAUUUAUUGAAAACAUGAGACAAUAUAGUGCCUUAAUCAAUAUAUUUCGUGAUUUUUAAGAUAUAUUUAAAACUGCUUUUCUGCUCUUAAUACACUUAGUACAAAUGACUAUUUCUAUGGACAAGUGAUGCUUGUUUUUAUUUUAAUAAAUUUCUCAAAAUGAAA